GCCACGUAUACAUCACUUGAUAACUUGAGGUACAGACUGCGUUUAACCAUGUCUAAAACCAAUGUGAAAACUAAGGUCCAAAAUGCGUUUGACCAGUUCUGUGAAGGAUAUCGAACAAAAGACAUGAAGAUGAUGUUAGAUACUAUGAGAUCUGAUGCUCAGUAUUUGGCUCCAGAAGAAAAACUUGCAACUGGAAAAGAAGACAUUGCCAAGAUCAUAAAAAAAUAUCUUGAAAAGUACAUUGAUGUCAACAUUGAUGUACAUGAAACUGGUUUAGCAAGUGAAGAUGGACAUGUUUACUCACUCGGUGCCUAUCGCAUACACAAAGCUGAUGGUUCGGCUAUUGAGACUGGUAAAACAUUAACCAUCUGGGAUAUGAAAGACGACCAGUGCUUGCUAUAUAGAAACAUGUGGAAUGGAGACAGCGCAUAGAUAAAGGAUGCUGUGAUCAUGAUGCCGUUGUCGGCAACUGAAUUUAAUUUACUCCUGAAAAUUCCGCCUAAAAUAUAAGUCAAUGCAUUAUUUUCCAAAGAGAAAGCUCUAAUGCAAUAAAAUGAUUACUUU
Messenger RNA from Saccoglossus kowalevskii, 564 nucleotides. RefSeq lists its product as uncharacterized. Lineage: Eukaryota; Metazoa; Hemichordata; Enteropneusta; Harrimaniidae. The record is from RefSeq and is a predicted model, not a curated record.